Petromyzon marinus (sea lamprey) is the source of this 2617-nucleotide messenger RNA. RefSeq names its product gamma-crystallin N. The record is from RefSeq and is a predicted model, not a curated record. NCBI's taxonomy places the organism in Eukaryota, Metazoa, Chordata, Hyperoartia, Petromyzontiformes, Petromyzontidae. Gene Ontology annotation, molecular function: structural constituent of eye lens. Gene Ontology annotation, biological process: lens development in camera-type eye; visual perception.
AGACUGAUCAUUUCUUUGUCAGUGGGCAAACGUACAAAAUCAGCAGGGGAUCAAAUACUUUUUUCUCUCACUGUACAUCUUUUAUGUGAUUACCACCAAUAAACAUUCACAGACCUUUUUUGUUAUUUACACCACUGUAAAGGCCAGGCAGGGGGAGUUCGGUGGCACUAAUAAUUAUUUCACUGACUUAUCUUCCAUUACAAUACGGCAAUUCACCCCUACCAUUGUCAAAGGUGCAGGCAUCGCACACUCAGGCGCGGGCGCCCCAAAUUGAAUGCAAACUGCAUGCGUGCAGACGCUUCCAGAGAAUGUGUAUGAACAGCUCUUUUUGCUUUGUGUCGGCUGAAAUCGUCGUUUCAUCAGUUUUCUUAGGUGAGUGAAAGCGAUGAGUGCAUGUGUCCCGUGGCUUUGCUGCCUAUAAAUCCCACAAUAACCACAACUCGCCCGGAUCAUUCCAGACACCGUCCACCUCCACCAUCUCAGCCAUGUCGAUGACAACGGGAAAGAUCAUCUUUUUCGAGGGUGAGAAUUUCCAGGGAUUGCGCCUGGAGGCGUCGGGGGAGGUGGAGAGCUUCUUGGAGCGCAGGUUCACCGGCUGCGUUGGCUCGGCGCGCGUGGAGAGCGGCGCUUGGCUGUGCUUCGAGCAUGCGCACCUUCAAGGGCAGCAGCUGGUGCUGGAGCACGGCGAGUACGCGCACCUUCGCAGCUGGGGCGACCGCUGCGAGGGGAUUGGCUCGUGUCGGCCCGUGCGCAUGUUUGGGGAGAACUUCUCCAUUGAGCUGUUCGAGGGAGCGGACUUGACGGGGCAGUGUCUGGAGCUGAACGAGGACUGCCCCCUGUUGGUGCAGGUCCCCACGUGGGGCCGCCGUGCCGUGGCCUCGAUCCGCGUGCGAGGAGACGGAGCCUGGGUACUGUAUGAUGACAGUAACUACCGCGGCAGGCAGUACCUGCUGGAACGGGGCGUGUACCGCUGCCCAGCUGCAUGGAAAGCCUCCAGCGGGGCAGUGCUCUCACUGCGACGCGUCAACAACUACCUCUAGUAGCACACACGGAUGCCCUCUGACCAUAAAAGGCUCUUUACAACACACACUUAGGAUAAACGCAAGUACAUGGCAUAAGUAAGUAUCUAACUUUACUUCCACGACCUGGCCCGGGAUGGUUGAUUGGAUUUGAUGUCUGUUGGCCCAGUUUACUGUGGUAGACCGAGACAGACCUUAUCCAAGGCACAAAUUAGGUCACGGAUAUAGUCACAGUACGACAUAUAUAACCAUUUCAAGUUAUCUCUGUUGGUAAUUUCCAUAACAGAGGUGCCUGGGUGCCUCAUCAUGCUAUGCCUACGUCAUCAUAGAGCCAGCACCACAUUUCAGCUUCCCACCCCAUAUAAAACUGUUCUAAAAUGUGUUAUCAAGUUGAUAGUAUCACUUUGGUCAUCAGUGAUUGCCACAAAAAAACUAAUUAUAAUUAUAAUAAUUUGAUUGUACUUCAUUUCCUCUGGCCCAUCACCGGAAGUAAACGAUGAACAUAUGUGAGAUAACAGCUAUGGGGCAUACCACUCAUCACCACCCCAUUAGCACGAUCUGGUGAUCAGACUUAUGUACAGUCGCAACUGUUUCAAUGUGCUUCUUCUAUGCUGAUCCCCUGUGACCAGCAGCUUCCCCGCUUGCAGUUUAUGGGACAUUAACUUUGUAGCUUAAAGUAACACAAUUGGGAUAUAGCAGAAUUAAUACUAAAAAAGCCUCUACAUGCAUACAUUGUUAUAACAAUUCUGAAAAAUGAAUAGCUUCAAUGUAAUUUAGCAGCAAUACCUGGUCAAAAAAUAUAGUAACACAUAAUUUCUGGAAGAGAGCUGUUAUUUUUAUUCUACAAUGAUAACCUCGCAAGCAAGACUGUAAUCUCCACGAUGAGCUGUAUACAUCAUACCAAUGUUUAACAUGCAUACUUCCCUAAUGUUAUUUUUGCACUGGAAAUAUGAGUCUGUUGCACGGGUUCUUAAGAUCAAGCUCUCAGUUACUUAUUGUACUAAAGUGGAAAAUGUGGUGGACAGAUUUACUUGGGUAAAAUCCCAUGAGACUAAUUUGGUAAAUUAGAGCACAUUCCAACAUUCACUUUUAUAUUUUCACAAUCUAUGGCACACACACUGAUCAUAGGUUGUUGGCCUCUAAUUCCUUUAAGCCAUUUUCCAUCAAUUUAUCAUCGGGCAAAUAUAUGCACAGUGAACAAUGGUCUAACAUUUCGUUUUCGUUUAAAUAUCUAUCAUUGUGUGCUUUGUACAGCAUUUCAAAAACUUGAAAAUGUCUUCAUAUUACAAUUCACACAAGCAGCGGUUACGCAAUUGCCACACAUCCUUAUGCCGUGUGUCGCAUCAAGGUCAAAUGCAAGCACACGUGACCGGACUCGAGAACAAUGACGGAACGAGUACAUCCAUGCUCUUCAGCGAGAGCUCGCGGCUGUCACGUCACGUGACUGACAGGCGUGCUACCUCACUCGUUUCGAACUCAACGAUGCAGAAUGAUACUCAGGUCACCAAGUCCUUUUAACGCCUACAACUGGUUUUAUUUUCCGACUUCUGAUUACAUCAUCAGUAUGACAAUAAAAACAUGUACUUGAAUGAACUGAA